Molecule: messenger RNA, 1247 nt
Organism: Rana temporaria (common frog)
Lineage: Eukaryota; Metazoa; Chordata; Amphibia; Anura; Ranidae
Product: F-box only protein 27-like
Exons: 6
Coding region: 124-942 (272 amino acids)
Biological process (GO): glycoprotein catabolic process; SCF-dependent proteasomal ubiquitin-dependent protein catabolic process
Cellular component (GO): cytoplasm; SCF ubiquitin ligase complex
Molecular function (GO): protein binding; ubiquitin protein ligase activity
Source: RefSeq, a predicted model, not a curated record
AGAUGACAGCGAUGGAGUUACUGGGGUGGGCGGAGUUAGCAUAGAACAGCUGAUGUUUAUACAAGGUGGGUCGAGAUCCGAGCUGAAUCCUGGGAUCACGGAGUACCCGAUUUGAACUUUGGCAUGGACCAACAAAGCUCCCAUCAGGAAGAGCCACUUCCAAAAUAUACCUCCUUAAGUGACAAUGUAUAUAUUACAGUUUUAGAUCAACUUCCAGAUGAGGUGCUACUCUUGAUCCUCAGCUAUGUACCAGCAAGGGACUUGGACUACUGUAGGUGUGUGAGCCGUCUUUGGAAGUCCCUUGUUGACUCUCCCACAAUUUGGAGAAUAAAAUGCCAGCGGCUGAACAGAGGGGAUGUGCUUCACGUGGCUGAUAUGUGUCAAAACACUCCCUGGAAGAGAUUUUAUAUGGCGAAACUCUUCUCCAGGAACUUGGUGCUCAAUCCUUGUGGUUCAGAACGAUUUCAGUAUUGGGACAUCAUAAAUGGAGGAGAUGGCUGGGCAGUAGAAAGAAGCCGCACUGAGUUAGAAGAUGCAGAGAGCCAGACUUGCUUUGUCACCUCCUUUGGGUGGUGUGAGAAACAACAGAUAAUAGAUUUGGUUAAAGAAGGGUUAUGGGAACACUUUCUGGAUGUUCACCAACCACCCAUCUGUAUCUCAGAUUGGUAUGGUGGACGACAUGACUGUGGCUGUGUGUAUAGUCUGACGGUCCAACUGCUGGCUGUUAAUAAGAUAACUGUGAUCCAAGAGUUCGCCAUAAGACCAGAUCCUAUUCCACAGUGGAAUGAUGAAAAAUACACUCAGGUUUCUCAUGAGUUUCGUAGGUAUGGACCGGGGGUACGCUAUGUGAAGUUUAUGCACAAAGGAAAGGAUUCACAGUUCUGGUCGGGACGGUACGGCGCCCGAAUCACCAACUCAUCAGUAACAAUAAAGUAUGAAUAAUAACAUUGAACCGUGCUGCUCAUAAACAUGCCACUCUUACUGGCUUCAGACUGACAUUACCCGUGGUCCUCCAUCUACUAUGACACCGAACAGUGAUGGUGUGUAAAGUACAUGCAAAGAGAACAACCUGGCUUUAUCCUAAUAAGUCUCUUCAGUGAAUGAUGAUAUCCGAUAGGCCGUUGUGGGUUUCUGCACUUUUUUUGUACUUGGUAACCCCCAAGAUCGCUUAAAAUGUAUAUAGUUAUUUUUACUUGGGGGUGUGUUCUUGGUCUAUUAUUAAUAAAAAAAAUUUUUUUUAACCAGCA